ACACUAGGCAUAAAUAGGUUAAUAGUAACAUGUCCCUUUCACAGGUGAUCGUGGACAAGGCUUAUCAGGCGGAGAUCGACAGGAUUGCAGUCAACUGCUCCUUCGUUGCAAAGGGCUGCACCUGGUCUGGCUGCCUCAGGGAUCUACAGAUACACCUCUCAGACUGCCGCUUCAAACUGCUCAAGUGUCCGAACGGCUGCGGCAUGAAGCUGGAGAAGGUGUUGCUCCAUAAUCACAUGACUGACGAGUGCAACAAGCGACACAUCAAGUGCGAGUUCUGUGCAGUCAGACUGAUAGCCGAAAAUGAGACAAGCCACCUGGGUGUGUGCGGAAAGUUCGUGCUUCCCUGCCCGAACAGGUGCUCGAACGGGAAGGAGGUUCGCAGGGAGGAUCUGCAGGAACACCUCGACCACGCAUGCUCCAGACAGAAGAUCAAGUGCCCGUUCUGGGACGGCGGAUGUAAAUACACAUGCAAGCGGAAGCAUAUGGAUAAGCACAUAAAGGAGGACCCGAUCGUGCAUCUGGGCAUGGCCUGCGACACCGUCAUCCUACACCGCCGCGAGCUCGAGCUGCAUGCCAAGACGCUCGAGAAACACCUGCAGCAGAUAACGGUUCUGGAGCGGAAGGUGGAUACACUGGAGAAACUGUACGGGUGUCAGCUGGUCUGGAAAAUCGAGGGCUGGGAGGACAAGGUGCACGAGGCAAAACUGGGCCGCAAAGCGACGCUUUUCAGCCCGCCUUUCCUCACUAGCCGCCAUGGUUACAAGAUGGCGCUGUCUCUGUGCCCGUACGGAGACGGCAAAGCACGGGGCAAGUUCCUGUCCAUAUUCGUUUGCAUCUGCAAAGGCGAAUACGACCCACUGCUGCUGUGGCCAUUCCGUCAUCGUGUUACAUUCACCCUGAUUGACCAGUGCCAGGACCCGGAUGCUCGCAGGAACAUAAGUUACAACAUUCAGCCGAACACGAUCAAAGACAACAAACCAUUUCUGGGGCGACCUGUUGGGGAGAGAAAUGCGUCUUUUGGGGCACAGAAGUUUGUGGAGCUACCGGUAUUGGACACGUUUGAUUACAAACGAGACGACCAGAUCUUCAUCAAGGUCGAGGUCGACAGUGAAUUUAUGAUGCUUUUGUGAAUGAAAAAUUAAAUAUAAUUGACGCGGGCUAAAAUAGUUCAGUAAAGCUUGUAAGAACAGAUAUAGAUAUUCCAAUAAUUCUAUGUUAAUGAAAUACCCCGUUAUUAUUUUAUAAUAAUUUAAACUCUCUUAUCCUUUUGCGACGCAAUUUGUAUGUAAACGAUUGCUUUCAUGUUUGCUUUGAAGUUCACAUGCACUUAAUUUAACCCUUUGAAUGCUGGGAAAUUUGUCAUCUGCUAAAAUGUCGUCUGCUGAAUUUCUAAAAUUAGCCAUUUCUUCGAUUUUUUUUCAAAGAAUACUAUCAGAAUAGCAAACAGUUUGGAUCCUGAUGAGACGCCACGUUCUGUGGCGUCUCAUCUGG
Messenger RNA from Dreissena polymorpha, 1494 nucleotides. Its product is annotated as TNF receptor-associated factor 4-like. Bases 30 to 1133 code for a protein of 367 amino acids. Gene Ontology annotation, molecular function: zinc ion binding; protein binding. Lineage: Eukaryota; Metazoa; Mollusca; Bivalvia; Myida; Dreissenidae. The transcript is spliced from 7 exons. Gene Ontology annotation, biological process: regulation of canonical NF-kappaB signal transduction; protein K63-linked ubiquitination; regulation of apoptotic process. The record is from RefSeq and is a predicted model, not a curated record. Gene Ontology annotation, cellular component: plasma membrane signaling receptor complex.